Molecule: messenger RNA, 6330 nt
Organism: Pseudophryne corroboree (corroboree frog)
Lineage: Eukaryota; Metazoa; Chordata; Amphibia; Anura; Myobatrachidae
Gene: SOWAHB
Product: sosondowah ankyrin repeat domain family member B
Exons: 1
Coding region: 687-3380 (897 amino acids)
Molecular function (GO): protein binding
Source: RefSeq, a predicted model, not a curated record
AAGGGGAGGCAGGUAGUGCUGACAGGGAGAGGAGGAGAAACAGGCAGCGCUGGCAGUAUGAGAGGAGGCAGGUAGUGAUGACAGUGUGAAGAGGGACAGGCAGUUCUGGCGGGUUCCAUCCGGCAUCUUGAUCGCAUCCCGUUCUGGCAGGUAGGAGGACAGAAAGGCAGUAGUCAGUUCUGGCAGGGUGAGGAAAGGCAGGCAGUGCUGGUAAGAUAAGGAGGAGAUGUAGGCAGUGCUGGCAGGGGGAGGAGGGGAGGUAGGCAGUGCUGACAGUGAUAGGAGAGAGGCACGCACCUUGCUGUACCUUGCACUGAGGAAUUCCACCCUGACAUUCCUGACGCCUCGUGAUCCUCCCUCUGCCGCACACGCCUCCAUUUCAGCAGUAAUUGUCAUUGUUGCUGUUUCAGUCUAGUGGGAGGGAAUUGUUAUUCAUUGCGGGGGCUGGAGAAGAAAAAAAGAGGGUGGAGAUGGGUGUUUAGAAAGCAAAGGCGAAAGGCCAUCUUCUGCCCUUCAGCUGAGAGAGAGGAGGGGCUGGGGAGCAGGUGGAACUGUGUGACUGAGUGGAAGUUAGGUGUGGAGCCUGAAGUUGCAGCGCUCAUCAGACAGGAGCAGGAGAUGCAGCACGCGUGCACACCGGCUGCUGACCUCCGCCAGCGCUGGGCUAUGAGAAGCAGAGAGUGAGGAUGGCCAAGGAGCUGAGCCAGGAAGAGGUGUUGGACUUUCUCUGCCAAGGCGGGGGCAAGGUGCCCAAUACCUCGCUGGUGGGUCACUUCAAGCACUUCCUGAGAGACACCCGGACGCCCGGCGAGCAGCUCCUGAAAUCCCGGGAGAGAUUCAAGCGCUAUGUGAACUCGGUGGCGGUGGUAAAGCAGGAGGGAGCUGUCAAGUACGUGGUGCUGAGAAGCCGGUACCGCGAUCUGCUGGGAGAAGACCUGCGGGCACGGACCCCCGAAGCAUUUGACCAGCAGGAGGAAUCUGAGCUCGGUGACAGCAGACAGGAUGAUCAGAUUGUGCCCGGUACGGUGCAGGGACUCCAGGUAGGUGGGGGAUGGAGCAGCCGGGCUGGCGGACGGCAAGUCCCAAGGAGUGUGUAUCCUCACCAGGAUGUGUAUGUGCGGCAAGACACAUUGCAGCAUCCCCUGCACAAUAUAGCUGCGAUUUCACAGGCUCCAUAUGGCACUGGCAGCAAUCGUGGGACUUUGGAUGGGAAGAUUUGGGAUGCCCCUCCAAGUUCUUACAGAGAACCUUUUGCUUAUGACCGUGCACCUAAAGUGCAGCAAGCAUCAUCCCGGUAUACUCCCUCAUCCCUUCACCCGUCUUUGCCCCCAAAUGGUACUUCUACAUCACCCUGCCAAAUCUCACCCCCCAGCAGCACCUCCUCACCAGAACACAGCACUUCCUUGCUAGUCACAAAUACUUCUGUGCUGCUCAAUCAGACCCCAAGCAGUAAUGGACUAUCACAGGUUCAAACCAGUCAUACAUACACAACCUCCAGCAAGACCAUCUCACCACCCAGCAACAGCUCCUCAGCUGUCAUUAGGACUUACAAUUCACAUAUGAACAAAUUAUCAUCACCAUGCCACAAUCGGUCUUCAUUUUCUUCUUCUGCUGAGAGCCCUGCCACGACUGGGACUCCCUCCCCUGCUUCUAGCGGGCACAGGAGGCACACACCUGGGCAUGGCCAUGAACGUCAAUCUGAAGAGAUAAUAAGUGAAACAACUAAUGUUGCUGUUGUUCCUGCUACCUCCAUGACUGCAGAGGGACAAACACAUGGAUACUUUACAGGUACUGAAUUUCCAUUGACCAGUUAUCCCUUAAAUUAUACCUUUGCCCAGGACAUGCAUGAUGAAUAUUCUAACUGUAUGCAAGGAGAACAGCAAAUACAUAAUUAUCAUGAGCUGCCGGCUUCUCCUCCUUCCUCCAGGUACAUACAAUCUAAACACCCUUCCCCCUCCCUUCUGUUCCCACAAGAAUCAAGCAUCCCUCCUCCAGAUGUGCUGCUGAUGCCAGAUUAUCACCCAGCGAGUCGCAGCCCCUCCCCUCCUCUACCAAUCAAUGAUAUGCAUGGCAUGUGGAUGUACCAGAUGCCUGUCUUUAAAAGCAUCCGGUCCCAGCUCUCCUUGCAGGACAUGGAGGACUUUGUUGACCAGGAAAGCUGUGGAAGUGAAGGGAGUGACAGUGGUGAAGGGGGUGAUUGUGACACCGAGCACAGAGAUGAAGAAGAUCCCUCCAGUGACUCACAUAAUGAAAAGUUUGCACAGUACAUUGAGAAGAAAUGUGAUGGCACUAGAAGGUGUCCCCCAAAUAGGAAAUUCCUGAGUAUUGUAGAACAGUAUGAUAAACUGCACAGUGCAGACAAAGUGGGGGAGACUGAUACUUUAAUGGAAUGUGGAAUAAAACCUAAUGUAAACAUUGAAACAAGGAAUUCUCCUUAUACCGCCAAAUCUUUUCUCACUGACCAGGCUCCCAUAUUGUUUGAGUUGGCUGUGAAUGCACCAAAGCACCGAAUAAGUUCUCGUUUACAGGAAAUAAUGUCCUCCUCAGAUGAUGAACUCAUUGAUAGGGAUUAUCGAAAGAGAAGGCGCCCAUCACGCACAAAGAGACCACUUAACAUUGUCCUGGUGCCUCCACAGCCAGAUGUAGACAUUCUUCUAGCAGCUAAACCUGUUAACUCAAACCAUUCUAUUGUAAAUAAUUUUGCAGCCCAAAAAUCUCUCAACACCCAGUAUGUACCAAAAGUGAACCUGGCUUCUGUUAUUAAAAGUUCUUUUAAUUAUAAAAUUUCUACAGUACCCUUGGAUCCAACAGAGCAUGAUUGGAUUGUUAAAUCAGCCUGUGGCUCUUGGCUUCAGGUAUAUGGAUUAUUCAUUGAGGACCCCCAUUUGGCUUUACGGAAAGAUUUCAUGUCUGGAUAUACAGCUCUGCACUGGUUUGCCAAGCAUGGUGCUAUUGACAUGUUCUUUAAGUUUGUCAAUGGUGCCAAAAAGGCUGGAAUUGAACUGGACCUUAACCUCAAAUCCAAUGGUGGAUAUACACCUUUACAUAUUGCUGCUAUCCAUGGCCAUCAUAAAGUAGCUGCCAUGUUGGUAGAAAAGAUGAAAGUGAAUGUGAAAUUGAGGGACAAUAGCGGCAAAAGGGCCUGGCAAUACCUGAGCUGCAACACCUCUGGGGAAGUAUGGCAGCUCUUGGGAGCACCAAAGGGUAAAACUAUUUUUGCAUCUCGUGCCUUAAAGACUACUUACAAUUUAAAUGUGCAAAACGUAUCAAGUCAGUUAACUAGAAAAACCUCUUUAGCAGCUUUUCUUAAACCCCAGCAUCAAAAAUGGAAAGCACACAAUCAUUCUGUGUUAAGAGAAAGAGAAAUCUACAGUGACUGAGAACCCAUGUUCAUUUUACCUUGGCUCCCAUGUUUUCUUUAUAUGAAAAACAAAUCCAAAUGGUCUUCUCACUGGAGGCAUCCAUCUUGUGGGCUGAACCAAUAUGAAGCCUGUCAGUUUGCUAGGAACGAGUGAUAUCAAUGAUAAAUUUACUAAUAUUCAGUAGGCCUGGCUUAAUUAUAAUCUCUAAUUUUAUGAAUGUUCAGCCCACACAAAGGUGGUGUGGGUACUUUAGUUUAUGCACAAAUGCUUGUAUGUCUACCUAUAGCUGCAUUGCCAUUUACUCUACUUAAAUGUUAUUAAACCUGCCUUUCCUGUUCCCCUUCCCAGAGUCUGUGGGCUGCACCAUGCAGUCAUUUUACCUGGUGCUCUGGUAAUUGUCUCACAGACUCAAUCAAGCACUUAGGCUGAGUGACACUGAAGGAGAUCUUCUCUAGCAGCGUCACUCAGCUCUGAUUUGAAGAAGAAACAAUUAGAAGCAACAGUCAGAGACUGAUUUCUGAUUGGUCCACUCACACAUCCCUAAGAAGCAAUUUUAAAGUGGCAAACUUCUGUUGCUCAAGUGGUAAUGCAGCUUUAACUUUGCAUACAUUAAGAGGAAAGUUUGGAUGGAACCACAGCUUGCAAAGAAAUGAUCAUUACCUAGCUAGGAUCAUAUUUCUGUCACAUUGGCAGGUAUAAAACACCCUGUAUCCAAGUGUCUUGCUGUACAGUAUAACAAAUGUUUCAUGUCACUACUGAGGUCAGGACAGUUUACUUUUUAAACUCAAACACAGCGUUUUAAUGAGACAUGCAAAUGUACAUUGCACCAUAUGUAUCUUAUUACCCUGCUUGUCAUUCUGCGGACCAUUUUUAUGUCUUAGCAUUUUAACACCUACAGUACAAAAAGUGUUUUGCAAGACAACUAAAACAUGAGUCAUUAUUCAUUUCUAUACGGAGACCAAAGUCUACAUAUGCUUUCUUUAAAAGAAUUCAGAGUUUAGACUAUUUUACUAGCAAUAAUAUAUUGGAUAUUUUAGUAUAGCAGAUUGAUAUUUGGUAGACAACAACUGGUUGCAGGGUCGUGAUUAGUGAAUGUUAUGGGCCCUACACACUGGGCGAGAAUACUGAAAGAUAUGAAUGAUCUCGUUUAUUAAUGAACGAGAUACCGUUCAUAUCUUCCAGUGUGGAUACACCAGCGAUGAACGAUGUGUGCCCCCGCGCUCAUUCAUCGCUGGUGCCCCGUCGCUUGUGCAUGCCGGCCAAUAUGGACGAUCUCGUCCAUAUUUGCCUGCACUGCUAUGGUGACGGGGGUAGAAACUUCACUCCCCCAGUCACUGAAAUCCCGCCCCCGCCGGGUCGCCCGUCGGCAGUAUCCGCCGUCCGUUAGCUCGGCGGCAGAUCGCAAAGUGUGUAGGGCCCAUAACUUGUGCACUGUGGUUCCUCUUAAGGCCCAUACACACUGGGCGAUGUUGAGCUGAAAGCAGGUCACUUUUGGUGUGUUGUGCUGCUUUCAGCUCAAAGCCGCGCAGAGUGUAUGGAUGAGCGGUGAGUGCUGAUGCGCGCUCCCGCUUCAUCGCUGGCGGUCGCCGUUCAUCUACUGGUAUUACCAGUCGAUGAACGGCUGGGUGAGCGGCUUUCCAUAGCGUCCUGCUAUGGAAAGCCAUUCACCCCCGCUGACAGCGCUGGGCAGGGGGGAGAAGCGCUAAGUGUGUAUGCACGGAGCGCUUUUCAGCCCAGCGAUGUCAGCGAUCAUCACUGCAUACACGCUGGGCAAAAACGCCCAGUGUGUAUGCACCUUAAGUCAUAUAGGUAUAUAUAAUUAGCUACUGACUGACAAAUUUGUUUCUGAUUCUGCCAGUGGGUUAAAUUAAAAUCUGUCCUCAUAGUUCCCCCUAAGAGGCCAACCCUUACAGCAUCAAUGUUAGGGGGGAGGAAGGGGGGGGGGGGGGUAUUUAUCAACGCACGAAGAGAUAAAAAUUGUGAGAGGUAAAAUACCAGCUUCUGCCUUACAUUUUACAGACUGUUUUUGAAAAAUGACAGUUAGGAGCUGAUUGCUUGGUACUUUAUCUCUCAGAAUGUUACCUCUCUGGAAUCUUUGAUAAAUACCCUCCCUAAAUAAUUGCAUUUUCAGCAUUAAUAGAUUUAUGGUUAUAUUACGUAUGCAACUUUGUACAGCUAUUACAAUGAAUAAGGUUUCCUCUAUAGAUUAAAAUGUGCCCAUAUGGUUUACUGGAUGCAACAUUUUGUGAAAGUAAACAUUAAUAGGGUAUUGUUAAUUAUUAGUCACAUUUAAUGCAACUGUUAAGGCAAUGUUUUACAUGUAUGGGCUUUUAAGGAGAUCUGAAUAAUUGGUUGGAGCAACACUGUUUUACGUUGCUUAAUAAUAUAAUAGUAAUUGUCUAUUGUCACACAAUGAUUUGUUAAAAUGACUGUCCUAGGAUAAGUGUACAUGAAGGCUUCAAGGAGAAAACCGGUUUAGCUGAUUUGAAUUUAGCUAAGACAUCGCUAAUAAUCUUUAUGUUUUUACUUGGGUGUUACAAGUUUUUUUUUUAACAUAUGCCUCAAAAUAUUUGAUAUGUGCUAAAAACAAAAAGUUUAUUUAACAAAUGAGGAACCACUGUAAAAUAUAUUUUCAAAACACUUAUGUGCGUAACUCUAAACUGCAAAGGAAGAUCCCAAACUCCAGUCACACUUGCAUUCAUCUUGCCGUCAAUUGAGGCUAUUCUAAAAGAAUUUGUAUUGCCCAGUGUAAAAAAAAAAAAAAAAAAAAACAUUACUGCACAGGCCUUUCUCCUUUUUUGGAUGUUAGAAUUGUGACAAACAGGUAUUUCUAUUCCAAGAUGUGUUCCAGAAACUCUGUACUCAAUUCACUAGAUUCCCAUGGUGAGCAAGUUUACAUGAACUGAUGCUAAGCAAAAUGAGCAAACUUGAAAUGUAAUAAAUGUGAAUAAACCUUUUUGUAUUUUUA